Solanum verrucosum is the source of this 921-nucleotide messenger RNA. RefSeq lists its product as uncharacterized. The record is from RefSeq and is a predicted model, not a curated record. Bases 1 to 921 code for a protein of 306 amino acids. Gene Ontology annotation, molecular function: nucleic acid binding; zinc ion binding. NCBI's taxonomy places the organism in Eukaryota, Viridiplantae, Streptophyta, Magnoliopsida, Solanales, Solanaceae. The transcript has 2 exons.
AUGGCUGAAUUCUUCCACCACAUGGUUGAAUCGAUGCAUGAUUCCAACAGGAUUAACUUUGAGAAAAUGAGGAAAAUGGGUGGAGUGGAGUUUGAAGGUACUGUUGAUCCCACGGAUGUUGAACAAUGGCUGGAGCGCAUGAAGAGGGUAUUUGAGCAGCUUGAGUGUUCAGAUGUUGCCAAAUUUAAGUAUUCUAUUUCACUAUUACAAAAUGAUGCUUAUGAUUGGUGGGUAAGUGUUCCGAAUGCCAAGGUAAAACCUCCUAUUCUUACUUGGGAUAAUUUUCUUAAGGAAUUUCCUAUGAAGUAUGUCCCAUCUGCUUAUUGUGAUGCAAAGAAAAAAGAGUUUUUGAAUCUAAGGCAACGAGGCAUGUCUAUUGUUGAGUACCAACAUAAGUUUCUAAGGCUCUCUCGUUAUGCUGGAGGUAUUAUUAAAGAGGAAAAAGACAAGUGCAAGAAAUUUGAAGAUGGUUUAAAUGAUUCCAUUAGGAAGAAUGUGGCGAUCCUGCAACAUGAGAACUUUUGCCUAUCCAAAAGGGGAAGAUUUGAUGAUUCCAAGGAUGGUAGUGAUAACAGGCCACCUCAACAAAGGCAAAACAAAUCAGAAUUUUCUACAACUAGCACUCCAAAUUAUGGCCAAAGAAAGCCUCGCGUUCCCACUUUCCCACAAUGUGGAAAUAAUCAUUAUGGUACUUGCAAGAGAGCUUCUGGUGCAUGUUUCAAUUGUGGGAGCUUUGAUCAUAAAGUGAAGGAUUGUCCUAAUCUUAAUAAUGCUCCUUCCUUGAGAACUGAAGGCUCAGUUCAUAAGCCUUCUAUUAAUCCUCCUCAAACUAAUAGAGGUGCAAGACCUAAAAACACCCAAGCAACAGGUGCAAGUGGAGCUAAUAAAGCUAGUGGACCAAGGGCUAUUGCACGCACUUAA